This is a messenger RNA of Aaosphaeria arxii CBS 175.79, 1200 nucleotides long. RefSeq names its product carbohydrate-binding module family 50 protein. Lineage: Eukaryota; Fungi; Ascomycota; Dothideomycetes; Pleosporales. The coding region runs from base 54 to 896 and encodes 280 amino acids. The transcript has a single exon. The record is from RefSeq and is a predicted model, not a curated record.
CUGAAAAGCAUUUGAGCAUAAUUCUCAUUUUCUAAUCUUUAAUACUCAGAGCCAUGACUCCUAAAAUGAUCAUUACCACUAUCCUCCUAUCACUUUCUACCAUCGUGGCAGCACACCCAGGUUUCCAAUUACGUGCCGUGAACAGCACAAUUAUCAUCUCCGACCCAACGCGCACCACUGCUACACCAUCUCCAACAGGCAAUGGCAUCACUACUCCUCUGCCCACUCAGUCCGGCAUGGUCAGCAACUGCAACACGUUUUACAAAGUAGUCAGUGGCGACACAUGCCAAUCCGUGCUCAGCAAGCACAACCUGUCAUUCACGCAGCUGCGAGCGUGGAAUGCUGGGAUUGGAGAUAAUUGCCAGUUUCUCCUCCUGAACACAAACUACUGUGUUGGUGUUAUCGGAGGUACGACAACCACAGUGGCGCCCACACCUACUAAUGGCAUUUCCACUCCUUUGCCAACUCAAUCUGGCCUUGUGGACAACUGCGACAAGUUUUAUCGAGCCAGGCCCGGGGAGACGUGUGCAGACAUUGUCAGAAAGAUUGCAGGGAACGGCAUCACGCUUGCUGAUUUCCUCAGGUGGAACCCGGGGGUUGGACCGGAGUGUAGGUCGAUGCUGGCGGAUACAUAUCAGUGUGUUCGUGUCAUUGGGUUCACGCGUCCACCAACGACUACGACUGGGAAUGGUGUUACAACCCCGCUGCCUACGCAGACAGGAAUGGUGGGUAAUUGCAACAAGUUCGAGUUCGUUGAUGCGGGCGAGGAUUGCGGGACUAUUUCACAGAAGUAUGGGAUCAGCCUUGAGGACUUCAAGAAGUGGAACUCAGGGGCGACAAUCAACGGUUGCACGGAGAUGUGGGCAAACACGUAUGUUUGUGUUGGCAUAUUCUGAGAAGCUUAGGGACGGAGUAAUGCAGAUUCGAAUGAAAGGACGAUCGCUCAUAAUGGCGUUAGGUGUAGGGCGCGGGAUCAACAAUUGUCUCUCAUGAUAACAAAGCAAUCCUCAAAUUUGCAUUGCAUAUCUUCUAUCUCCUCACAAUGUUAAUAUCUAGAUCUGCGUUUCAUGUCUACUGGUCAGAGUUAAAAUCACUUGAGCAAUUUGCACGGACUCCUGCUUCAAUCACAGUAGCAUAGCUUAGACCUAACAGGCGUGCGGUAAAAUCUUCAAUUAUUGAUGCUAUCAAUGUGCUUUAUAA